AUGAUCCUGUCCAGAUUAAAAUAUUACGGAAAAAACACAACUCUGCACGGGCUAAAAUACGUAGCCGACGAAAAGAGACGUCCCGUGAUAAGAUUGACCUGGAUAGCAAUUUUUAUCUUGAGCUUUUAUGGUAUGAUAUUAGUCUUCAAAGCUUCGUAUAAAUCAUACACCGAGAACGCCAUCAGUUUCGUCACAGAAACCGCUUACUUAAACUGGAACACUUCUUUUCCAGCUGUCACACUUUGCGAAAUUACCAGUUCGGAAGUGGCCUGAACGGGUAAGCAAAUCUUCCGAUUAAUAAUCGAAAUAAAAAGCGAGUCCAGGGAUAAGGAAGAGGCCGAGGCCGUCCAGCAGUUUAUUGCAGAUUUGAUAUUUUUUACCGGCAGCUGCUAUUCUUGUCACACACCGUGUAGCAUUUGUGAGGAAUUGGACUUCGGUGAUAUUGUUGAAAAAUUCCGAAAGAAGUGUUCGCAGCUUUUAUCAAAAUGUAAAUGGAAUGAAACCCCUUUUGAUUGCUGUGAGAAAUUCCUGCCGCUGGAGACUGAAUAUGGAAUAUGCUAUUCAUUCAAUUCUCUCCACACAAAAAAGCCGUCUCAACAUGCUUCGGACUUUUAUUUCUUUUCGAACAGAAAGACGGGCCCCGGAGCGCUGUUUAUACAAACUAUAGAGGAUGUUAGGGUCCUGCAGUUAUAUUUCCACGCUCGAGAGGAUGUUCCUUUUAUAAAUUCGGAUCCCGACCAACGAAAGGACGUCAUGCUGGGAGAAACUUACAAUAUUUCUAUAAAUAUAAUAGAAAUAGAAAAUGACGAGAACGUGAAGCUUUUACCGGUCGAAAAGCGCAAAUGCAGAUUUCCUGAAGAAAAACCGGGCGAUUUAAUUGUUCACGACUAUUACAGUUAUUCGACUUGUGUUGUGCAAUGCCAUGCUGACGCCCAUAUCGAUUUGUGCAACUGCACCCAUCAUCUGAUGCCUGUUUUAAACAAGGAAAAAUACUGCGACAUCGAGGGUUUGAAGUGUUUAACUGACAACUUUGAGACAGUAAAUAGACUUCAUGCCAAAGGAUUUGACAAGCCGGGAUUAGUUUGUGAUUGCCUGCCGUCUUGCAUUGAGCCCGAAUAUAAAGUUGUGGCAGAUACAAAAGGAGUUAAAAGUUCCCAUGGUGAGAUUUUUAUUAACUUGCAGUCAUUACCGACAUCACGUUUUAAACGUAUUGUUGUAAGGACUACGAUGGACUUAGUAGUAUCAAUUGGAGGAACAGCAGGACUGUUCAUUGGGGCGUCUAUUCUAAGCAUCGUUGAAACAAUUUACCUACUUUGCCUAAGACGGAGCAUUGAAUAA
Tribolium castaneum (red flour beetle) is the source of this 1338-nucleotide messenger RNA. RefSeq names its product sodium channel protein Nach. The record is from RefSeq and is a predicted model, not a curated record. Lineage: Eukaryota; Metazoa; Arthropoda; Insecta; Coleoptera; Tenebrionidae. Gene Ontology annotation, biological process: sodium ion transmembrane transport. Gene Ontology annotation, cellular component: plasma membrane. Gene Ontology annotation, molecular function: ligand-gated sodium channel activity.